AUGUCCAGUUCCGAGUUCACAUAUGUGAUACCACCUUAUCUUCUCAAUUCAUGUGUGGGGCAAGAGCUUCACCAAGAAUUGUGCUGGCUCGACCCAGACUUGGCUGCAAGAAACUACUUCUCUCCCGAGUCCUCACACUACAGAUUCCGCCUGCCACGAGACUUGUCUCAAGAUCCCAACUCUUUCUGUGAUGAUACAUAUAUCAACGAGCUCAUACGAAAAAAACUAAGGGAGAAGUUUGCAGCUCUUGGUAUCUUGGGAUCCUCGUGUCCUGAUGAAGUCAAAGACGAAUAUCUCUUUGAACUCUAUGAGAUUUUUAAAGAUAGACUCAUGCCUAACAAAGAGGGCGUCAAAUCCCCUGAAGAAGCUUUAAGAUCAGGCGAUAGAGCGCAAGAUUCAUAUAACACAACUCAAGAAUCCUUGUUUGAUCUUCCUCGAUAUGGCGAGUUCAUUUAUAAGAAAGGAUACAAAGGCACGAAUUCACACUGCUUGGAAGCCAGUCCUCUCGAAAUUCUUAUUUCGUGGGCUCGCGACAAAAAAGAGAACAAAUACUCCUUCUUCCCGUAUUUGAUGGUCGAUGACAAGAACUUUUUUCUUUCCCCAUUACCGAUGUAUUGGACACCAUUGUCUGGGGGCAACCACUUAAAAGUUUUGGACGAGCAGUUCAAUUUAGAGUCUGACAUUGAAAACGGUUAUUCGGUUCUCCGUCUUAAACUCUCAAGGGACAACGCGGAACUUGCGGAAAACCAAUCAGGGAAAAAGCGGUUCUACAAUUUCAUUUCGAAUAACCAAGUACAGGAGAACACGGGUGUUUAUUAUUACGAAGUCUCUAUCGAGCAAAUGGCUGCUAAGAGCACAGAUUAUGAUCCAAUAAUUCAAGCAAAUGAUCCAUCUCUAUCGUCUGGCUCCUCACUAUUCUUCAAUAUGGGUUUCACUAAGCGGACCAUAAAGUUCGAUAAGAUUCCCUCCAGUACAGGCCCACUGUCUGCAACAACUCUGACAAUUGAUCUCAAAAAAAUUCAAGCAGAUAUUUGUCUGCACAGUCUGAGCCUAUGUGGUAGCAAAUUAGACGAGGAUACGAUUACUUUCCUUGGUGCUGAGCCUGGCGUGUCUUUUGAGGGGAGCCUUGCUAUAAGCUUUAAUAACUCAUGUUCCUAUGCUUCUAUCAAACGAAAUGAUGGUGAUUUUAGAACGUCGUCAUUAAACUUGAACAGAAGGUUUUCUCAGUUGAAUAGGCACAACCCUGCAGACCAAGAGCUAACCAAAUUAGAUAUUGAUGUCCCAUUUCAUACGUUUUCUCUGUUCGAGACAGAAGAUAAAAAAUGUUUUCAAACAGACACGGUUGGAUUUGGGGUAAACUUCAUAGAUCGGACCCUAUUCAUUACCCUCAACGGUGUAAUAGUGAAGACCAUUAUUGAGCUGGAUAUCACGGCGUCAAAUAGAUAUCAAGACUCUCUAUUUGGUCAAGGGGCUGAACUGGGACCCUUGUAUCCUAUGAUAGGAUUCAGAUUGGCAAAUUUCUCAAAACUUGCACCGAACGGAAAUAUGCCAGAGUCAAAAAUUAUAACCAACUUUGGGUUGAAGAGCUUUCAGUUCAACAUAAAUGGUUACAUCCAAAAGCUAAAGCUUGGACAGAAAAAGCUUCUCCAGUCAGUCAUAUAUGAUGAACUUAAUACUGUGUCUGAAUCGUCGGAUACAGACAUUCAAAAAUUCGAACUUUCUGUUCGAAAUAUUCAAGAUGAUCCAGCCAUAAUGAAUGAUUUCAUAGGUGGAUAUCUUAUCCAAGAAGGAUUUCUAGAAGCAUUUGAAUCUUUCAAGUCCGACCUUGAUGAUUUGUUGAGGAAUGUUAGUCAAGUUGAAGACGAAGAAAUGAGAGAGGCAUACAAAUCCCAUUCUCUUAAUAAAAUUUUUGCACCGACUAAAGCAGUACAAAGACAGCAACUCAAACAAAAAAUCAUAGGUCGUCAAUUUUCCGAAGCAAUCGACAUUUUGCAGACUGAGUUCUCACAUUUGAGAAAGCUUGAGCUGUUUGUCUUUGAGCUUGAGCUACUGCAAUACAUAGAGUUGUUGAGAUGCUUUUACAACGUGAAAUUUGAAUCUGACGAUGAAGACAUUUGCACAUCCAAGGAUUUAGAGACAAGUUUGUUUGCGAGGGCAUUUACUCUUGGUAGAAAUCUCUUUGAAAAGUCCGGAGAGACGUCUGCCAGAGCCUUGAAGGAACUUUCGAGUGUUCUACUUCUCAAUGACAAAGAAAAUCUAAAGGAAUUAUCGCAAGCUUGCAGACUAUUCGAAAGAAACGCAAAUGAUAUCAAAGUUUUAGCUAGCAUGAUCAAUUCCGAAAUUCUUGAAGAGCAAGGCUUCAGCAGAGAGUCGAGGUUAGAGAAUAUGGUGACCUAUGUUGAGGAAAACGUGAGCAGACUUAGCUCAGAAAACAAGAAUCCUUUUAGUCUCGUCAACUUUGAGAGAGAUUACAUGGAUCUUUAA
Molecule: messenger RNA, 2484 nt
Organism: Metschnikowia bicuspidata var. bicuspidata NRRL YB-4993
Lineage: Eukaryota; Fungi; Ascomycota; Pichiomycetes; Serinales; Metschnikowiaceae
Product: glucose-induced degradation complex subunit
Exons: 2
Coding region: 1-2484 (827 amino acids)
Source: RefSeq, a predicted model, not a curated record